GGUGGGUCUUGUAUCUUAUCUGUUGAUUUCAUUGGUUAAUAAUAAAGAAACUGCCUCGGCCCUCAUAGGACAGAAAAUUAGGUAGGCGGAGUAGACAGAAGAGAAUUCUGGGAGAAAGAAGCUUAGGAGGAGUCGCCAUGAUGCUCCCACUCCAGACAGACGCAGGUUAAGAUCCUCUCUGGAGGGAUUUUUGAAACUGUGGAAAAUGAACCCGUUAAUGUUGAAGAAUUAGCUUUCAAGUUUGCAGUCACCAGUAUUAACCGAAACCGAACCUUGAUGCCUAACACCACAUUAACCUACGACAUCCAGAGAAUUAAUCUUUUUGAUAGUUUUGAAGCCUCCCGAAGAGCUUGCGACCAGCUGGCUCUCGGUGUGGCCGCCCUCUUUGGCCCUUCCCACAGCUCGUCUGUGAGUGCUGUGCAGUCCAUUUGCAAUGCUCUGGAAGUUCCACACAUUCAGACUCGCUGGAAACACCCCUCGGUGGACAACAGAGACUUAUUUUACAUCAACCUCUACCCAGAUUACGCAGCUAUCAGCAGGGCAGUCCUGGACCUGGUCCUCUAUUACAACUGGAAAACAGUGACUGUGGUGUAUGAAGACAGCACAGGUCUAAUUCGUUUGCAAGAGCUCAUCAAAGCUCCCUCCAGAUACAACAUUAAAAUCAAAAUCCGCCAGCUGCCCUCUGGGAAUAAAGAUGCCAAACCUCUGCUCAAGGAGAUGAAGAAAGGCAAAGAGUUUUAUGUGAUAUUUGAUUGUUCACACGAGACGGCUGCUGAAAUCCUUAAGCAGAUUUUGUUCAUGGGUAUGAUGACGGAAUACUACCACUACUUCUUCACGACCCUGGACUUGUUUGCUUUAGACCUGGAACUUUACAGGUACAGUGGUGUAAAUAUGACUGGCUUUCGGUUGCUGAAUAUUGACAACCCUCAUGUGUCAUCUGUCAUUGAGAAGUGGUCCAUGGAGAGAUUGCAGGCCCCACCCAGACCCGAGACUGGCCUUCUGGACGGCAUGAUGACAACUGAAGCAGCUCUGAUGUACGACGCUGUGUAUAUGGUAGCCAUUGCUUCGCAUCGGGCCUCACAGCUGACUGUCAGCUCCCUGCAGUGCCAUCGACACAAACCGUGGCGCCUUGGGCCCAGAUUUAUGAACCUGAUCAAAGAGGCUCGGUGGGAUGGCUUGACUGGGCGUAUCACUUUCAAUAAGACCGAUGGCUUGAGAAAGGAUUUUGACCUGGACAUUAUCAGUCUCAAAGAGGAAGGAACUGAAAAGGCUGCUGGUGAAGUGUCUGUGCACUUGUAUAAAGUGUGGAAGAAGAUUGGAAUUUGGAACUCCUACAGUGGGCUGAACAUGACGGAUGGCAACAAAGACAGGUCCAACAACAUCACUGAUUCUCUGGCCAACCGGACACUCAUUGUCACCACCAUUCUGGAAGAACCCUAUGUGAUGUACAGGAAAUCCGAUAAGCCCCUCUAUGGAAACGACAGAUUCGAAGGAUAUUGCCUGGAUCUACUGAAAGAAUUGUCAAAUAUCCUGGGUUUCCUUUAUGAUGUUAAACUAGUUCCUGACGGCAAAUAUGGAGCCCAAAAUGACAAGGGAGAGUGGAAUGGGAUGGUUAAAGAACUCAUCGACCACAGAGCUGACCUCGCAGUGGCCCCUCUCACCAUCACUUAUGUCAGGGAGAAAGUCAUAGACUUCUCCAAGCCCUUCAUGACCCUGGGCAUCAGCAUCCUUUACCGGAAGCCCAAUGGAACCAACCCGGGUGUCUUCUCCUUCCUCAACCCCCUGUCUCCAGACAUUUGGAUGUAUGUGCUGCUGGCCUGCUUAGGAGUCAGUUGUGUGCUCUUUGUGAUUGCCAGGUUUACACCCUACGAGUGGUAUAAUCCCCACCCGUGCAACCCCGACUCAGACGUGGUGGAAAACAAUUUCACUUUGCUAAAUAGUUUCUGGUUUGGAGUUGGAGCUCUCAUGCAGCAAGGAUCAGAGCUGAUGCCCAAAGCUCUAUCGACCAGAAUAGUUGGAGGAAUAUGGUGGUUUUUCACCCUAAUCAUCAUUUCAUCCUACACUGCCAACCUGGCUGCCUUCUUGACAGUAGAGAGGAUGGAAUCUCCCAUCGAUUCCGCUGACGAUCUGGCAAAACAAACCAAGAUAGAAUAUGGAGCAGUCAGAGAUGGCUCAACAAUGACCUUCUUCAAGAAAUCAAAGAUCUCCACCUACGAGAAAAUGUGGGCUUUUAUGAGCAGCAGGCAACAGAGCGCACUGGUUAAAAACAGCGAUGAGGGGAUCCAGAGAGUGCUGACCACCGACUAUGCCCUGCUGAUGGAGUCCACCAGCAUUGAGUACGUGACGCAGAGGAACUGCAACCUCACCCAGAUCGGGGGCCUCAUAGACUCCAAAGGUUACGGAGUGGGAACUCCUAUAGGCUCUCCUUACCGGGAUAAAAUCACAAUUGCCAUUCUUCAACUACAAGAAGAAGGGAAGCUGCACAUGAUGAAAGAGAAAUGGUGGCGAGGAAACGGCUGCCCCGAAGAAGAGAGUAAGGAAGCCAGUGCUCUGGGAGUGGAAAAUAUUGGGGGCAUCUUCAUUGUUCUGGCUGCGGGACUUGUCCUUUCUGUGUUUGUAGCCAUUGGAGAAUUUAUAUACAAAUCACGGAAGAACAAUGAUUCUGAGCAGUGUCUGUCUCUCAAUGCCAUCAUGGAAGAGCUGGGAAUCUCACUCAAGAAUCAGAAAAAAUUAAAGAAAAAGUCAAGAACUAAGGGCAAAUCUUCCUUCACAAGUAUCCUUACCUGCCAUCAGAGACGGACUCAGAGAAAAGAGACUGUGGCAUGAUCUGAGAACACACGUGUAGGCACCGUCCAAGGAGGAGAAGGCCAUUCCCACUGCACAUACGUGGAGGAAGGAUGUUUGACAAGAAAGAGACGUGUUUUCACAUGCCUCUAUCCGUAGCUCCAGUCAUGGACAGAGGGGGAAGAAAUGCACAAUUUUUAAAGCUCACAUAGAUAUUAUUCAGAAGUGAAAUUGAUUCUUUUCAGAUGAAUUUGUAUGCACACUUAUUUUGCAUUUUCUCUUCCCCCCCCCAAUAUAUUGCUAUGUGUGCUUUCUAAAUAAUAAUAAACACGUGGACUUUGUUUUUCAUA
Messenger RNA from Alexandromys fortis (reed vole), 3134 nucleotides. RefSeq names its product glutamate ionotropic receptor kainate type subunit 1 (gene Grik1). Gene Ontology annotation, cellular component: postsynaptic density membrane; kainate selective glutamate receptor complex; plasma membrane. The record is from RefSeq and is a predicted model, not a curated record. NCBI's taxonomy places the organism in Eukaryota, Metazoa, Chordata, Mammalia, Rodentia, Cricetidae. Gene Ontology annotation, biological process: modulation of chemical synaptic transmission; monoatomic ion transport; synaptic transmission, glutamatergic. Gene Ontology annotation, molecular function: kainate selective glutamate receptor activity; transmitter-gated monoatomic ion channel activity involved in regulation of postsynaptic membrane potential. The coding region runs from base 277 to 2826 and encodes 849 amino acids. The transcript has 17 exons.